GCGGCUGAUGCUGUCCGAGGUUUGGAAAGGGCUGAUUUCGUGGCAGAGUCAAAGAUAGCCAUUGUUAAUAGAACGGAAUCGGUGGAGGAUUCGGCCUUGUGGGCGGGGGAUGGCGGAAGCGCAAGUCAGAACUUUCUUACGCGUGUACCUAUAGAUGUUUGGUCAGAAGCUAUGCGAAUCGGGGAAUCGUCGGUUGAGAGGAAGUACUUUACUCUAGAGCGGGACUCAACCUACACAUCUCAGGCUAGGUUCCAUCCUUUCGGCGGCAGCUGGAACAAGGGAAGCAGAAUGCCUCAGAUCUUGACUAAAGACUCGGCAUCGGUAGCUGCUUGGAGCUACAUUGGCUGCAGGAAGCGGGAGAUACUUCUUCUUUUGUUCGGUCAGAGCCUUCGGGCUCUAGAAUUACCCGGCUUUGAUCCAAAGGUUUCUUUUCUCGAGGCAAUUCUGUCUGAAGUAAUAGGGAAAGAAAAACAGGUAGAGCUGUUUUCCGUAUCGGGGUUGAAAGAGGAUGAAACACCCGUUGUCAAAAGCCUACAAGUUAAGUCGGGAGGAGAAGAGCAGCCAAAAGCUCGUCACUUUCUUAGUCCGCAUCUGGAUCUUGAUUUCGUUUACCAGGUUCAGUAA
This is a messenger RNA of Striga asiatica, 624 nucleotides long. NCBI's taxonomy places the organism in Eukaryota, Viridiplantae, Streptophyta, Magnoliopsida, Lamiales, Orobanchaceae. The record is from the annotation of a GenBank genome assembly.